Molecule: messenger RNA, 1560 nt
Organism: Zygosaccharomyces rouxii
Lineage: Eukaryota; Fungi; Ascomycota; Saccharomycetes; Saccharomycetales; Saccharomycetaceae
Exons: 1
Coding region: 1-1560 (519 amino acids)
Biological process (GO): hydrogen peroxide catabolic process; response to hydrogen peroxide
Cellular component (GO): cytoplasm; peroxisome; mitochondrion
Molecular function (GO): heme binding; catalase activity
Source: RefSeq, a predicted model, not a curated record
AUGAGAUCGAGGACCAGCUAUAUAACAGAUUGUCUGGGAAUAGCGCCUUCUUCUUCAUCUUUCUCUAUAAGAAAAUCGAUAACAACAAUGUCACCUGCAAACUACUCAGUUCCACUCUACACUACUUCCAAUGGGUGCCCUGUUAGGGACCCAAAUGCUAUGCUCAAGAUGGGUAAGUUUGGUCCCACUCUUCUCCAGGACCACCACUUGAUUGAUCUUAUUGCGCAUUUCGAUCGUGAGAGGAUCCCUGAGCGUGUUGCUCAUGCUAAGGGAUCUGGUGCUCAUGGGUACCUAGAAGUCACCGACGAUGUUUCUGAUAUAGUUAGCGCAGAUUUCUUGAAUGGUAUUGGAAAAAAGACACCCCUCUUCCUUCGUUUCUCUACUGUCGGUGGUGAAAAAGGUACUGCCGAUUCUGCUCGUGAUCCCCGUGGGUUCGCUAUCAAGUUUUAUACUCAAGAAGGUGUCAUUGACUGGGUCAAUAUCAACAGUCCUAUCUUCUUCAUUAGAAAUGGUGUCCAAUUUCCAUACUUGGUCCAUACUCAGAAGGCUAGGGAUCCCAAAACCAACUUAAAGGAUCCUAAUAUGUUUUGGGAUUUCUUGUUGAACAACCCAGAGUCUGUUCAUAAUACCAUGUUUGUGUUCUCUGACCGUGGUACUCCUUUCUCAUACAGACACAUGCAUGGGUACUCGGCCCAUACUUACAAGUGGGUUAAUAAAGAGGGUAAAUUUCACUAUGUCCAAGUCCACCUCCUCACCGAUCAGGGUAUUAAGAAUUUGAAUAAUGAAGAAGCACACGCUUUAGAAGCUGAUGAUCCUGAUCAUGCGGGCCGUGACUUGUACGAGUCCAUCGAGGGCGGGGAAUAUCCCUCCUGGACAAUUUACAUUCAGACAAUGACUGCCGAGCAAGCUGAACAAGCAGAUUUUAGUGUGUUCGAUCUGACCAAGACCUGGCCCCAGAAAGAGUAUCCAUUGAGGAGAGUUGCCAAAUUGGUGCUAGACAGAAAUCCUGAAAACUACUUCGCCGAAGUCGAGCAAUCUGCUUUCAGCCCUGCGAACACCGUUCCAGGCAUUGAACCUUCCGCAGAUCCCGUCUUGCAGGCAAGAUUGUUCUCCUACGCUGACACACAACGUUACCGUUUGGGGCCCAACUUUAACCAGUUACCCGUCAACCGCCCUCUACAGGCUUACUGUCCUUUCCAAAGAGAUGGUCCGGGUCGUACGGACGGAAAUUAUGGUGCAGUCCCCAACUACCCUAGCUCUUUUGAACCACUAAAUUACAGAGCUGAUGCUUCUAACAAUGAAGCACAUGAGAAGUGGGUUGGUGAGGCAACAUCUUUCCACUGGGGAGCUACAGAGAAAGAUUAUGAGCAACCAAGAAUUUUCUGGGAACUAUUCAAGAACACCGGCCAACAGGAUGCGUUCAUUCAUAAUGUAACAGAGAAUGUCAAGGCCACAAGACCCGAUGUUCAGAAACGUGUUCUGGAAUUAUUCUCAAAAAUCAAUCCUGAAAUCUCUGAACUUAUGUCCCAUUCUCUUGAAACCAAGGCCAAGAGAACCUAA